Messenger RNA from Onychomys torridus (southern grasshopper mouse), 879 nucleotides. RefSeq names its product sperm motility kinase-like. Gene Ontology annotation, molecular function: tau-protein kinase activity; ATP binding; protein serine/threonine kinase activity. Lineage: Eukaryota; Metazoa; Chordata; Mammalia; Rodentia; Cricetidae. Gene Ontology annotation, cellular component: cytoplasm. Gene Ontology annotation, biological process: microtubule cytoskeleton organization; protein phosphorylation; intracellular signal transduction. The record is from RefSeq and is a predicted model, not a curated record.
AUGGAGCAGGGCAGGGAGGCCCACUGCUCUACUGAGGAGACCUUCACUGCUGAGUAUAAGAUGAUGAUGACCCUGGGCCAAGGACACUUUUCAGAGGUCAAACUGGCCUUUCAUAUCCCCACUGUACCCUGUGUGGCUGUAAAAAUUCUUAGAAAUCAGAAGUAUGCCUCGCUUAUCAAGAGCAAAAUCAGCAUCAUGAAAUCCCUUGCCCAUCCCAACACAAUUAAAUUGUUGCAUGUGAUCCAGACCAGAGAGACCACCUACCUGGUGAUGGAGCAUGCAUCAGAGGGAGACCUGCUGCAUCACGUCCUGGAACUGGGGUCCUUAGAGGAGAGCAAGGCUCGAAGGCUGUUUACUCAGAUACUGCAUGCAGUGCAGUAUUGCCAUGAUAAAUUUAUCAUCCACAGAGACAUAAAGGCCGAUAACAUCCUCCUCGACCACAGGGGUAAUGCCAAGCUCUGUGAUUUCGGGAUCUCUGCUAAGGUCAUCCCUGGGCAGAAGCUUAGUGGGUUUUGUGGCACUCUAAAUUACUGUGCUCCGGAACUCUUUGGAAAGGAGGCAUAUGAUGGCCGCACCACUGAUAUUUGGAGUUUAGGUGUGCUCCUCUUCUUCAUGGUGACUGGGCGCUUUCCCUUCAAAGCUUACUCUGCUGUGAGGGUGAUACAGCAGAUCCUAACUGCAAACUUCAGGGUGCCUCCCCAUGUUUCCGUUGAUAUUCGAGAUCUCAUCUUGAAACUGCUGAUUAUAAACCCUUACAGGAGGCUCACCAUAGGCCAAAUCAUGAGGCACCCCAUGGUCAGGAACAGUGAGGCUUGUUUACCACCUACUUCCCCACAUCUCUACCAGGCACCCCGAGCCCUGGCAUUGUCAGGGCCAUGA